Molecule: messenger RNA, 8449 nt
Organism: Mesocricetus auratus (golden hamster)
Lineage: Eukaryota; Metazoa; Chordata; Mammalia; Rodentia; Cricetidae
Gene: Tg
Product: thyroglobulin
Exons: 48
Coding region: 56-8338 (2760 amino acids)
Biological process (GO): thyroid hormone generation
Source: RefSeq, a predicted model, not a curated record
AGGGGACUCAAGCAGGACACCGUCCUAGCCCUUUAUCCCAGGAGGGGGCAGGAAGAUGGCCCUGGUCUUGUGGGCCUUUGCUUUGUUGGGCUCCGUCUGCCUGGCAGCAGCCAACAUCUUUGAGUACCAGGUGGAUGCGCAGCCACUCCGCCCCUGUGAGCUGCAGAGGGAGAAGGCCUUUCUGAAGCAGGAUGAAUAUGUCCCACAGUGCUCUGAAGAUGGGAACUUCCGGACAGUUCAAUGCCAAAAUGAUGGCCGAUCCUGUUGGUGUGUGAAUGUUGACGGGCGGGAAGUACCUGGCAGCAGGCAGCUGGGGAGGCCAAAAGCUUGUCUGUCCUUCUGCCAGCUACACAGGCAGCGGAUCCUGCUGAGCAGCUACAUUAACAGCACAGACGCCCCCUACCUCCCUCAGUGCCAGGGCUCCGGGGACUAUGCCCCCGUGCAGUGUGACCUGUGGCAGGCGCAAUGCUGGUGUGUGGACACAGAGGGCAUGGAGGUGUACGGCACCCGCCAGCUGGGGCGGCCAACGCGGUGUCCAAGGAGCUGUGAGAUACGAAACCGCCGUCUCCUCCACGGGGUGGGAGACAAGUCGCCACCCCAGUGCUCUGCAGAUGGGGACUUCAUGGCUGUCCAGUGCAAGUUUGUCAACACCACAGACAUGAUGAUUUUUGAUCUGAUCCACAGCUACAACAGGUUUCCAGAUGCAUUUGUGACCUUCAGUUCCUUCCGGAGCAGGUUUCCUGAAGUGUCUGGGUACUGUUACUGUGCUGACAGCCAGGGGCGGGAGCUGGCUGAGACAGGUUUGGAGUUGUUACUGGAUGAAAUUUACGACACCAUUUUUGCUGGCCUGGACCGAGCUUCCACGUUCACUCAAAGCACCCUGUACCGGAUAUUGCAGAGACGCUUCCUGGCCAUUCAGUUACUCAUCUCUGGAAGAUUCCGAUGCCCCACCAAAUGUGAAGUGGAACAAUUUGCUGCCACCAGCUUUGGUCACCCACACGUCCCCAGAUGCAGCAGAAAUGGGGGCUUCCAAGCCAUACAGUGCCAGACAGAAGGGCUGUGCUGGUGUGUGGAUGCCCAGGGGACGGAGAUCCCUGGCACUCGGCAGCAAGGGCAGUCGCCGUCUUGUGCUGAAGGUCAGUCAUGUGCCUCAGAAAGGCAGCAGGCCUUGUCCCUGCUCUACUUCGGAACCCCAGGCUACGUCAGCCAGCAGGACCUGUCGUCUUCUGAGGACAGGCAGGUCCCUGCGAGUGGAGCCAGACUGGCCGCCUCCUGCCCACCUACAAUCAAGGAACUCUUUGUCGACUCUGGGCUUUUCCGCUCUGUGGCUGGGGAGCAGCACCAACAGCUUUGGGCGUCAGGAGGUCUCCUUGGAGAAGCCAUCAGAGCCGUCUUCCCCUCGCGAGAGCUGGCUAGCCUUGCGCUUCGUUUCACCACCAACCCUAAGCGACUCCAGCAAAACCUCUUUGGAGGGGCAUUUUUGGUAAACGCUGCCCGGUUUAACUUGUCGGGAGCCCUUGGUACAAGAGGCACCUUUAACUUCAGCCAGUUUUUCCAGCAGCUCGGUCUCCCAGGCUUCCAGGAUGGAGGCAGAGCGAAGGAUCUAACCAAACUAAGCCCAGUGGGAGUGGACUCUGCCCCGGGAACUUCCAGCGUCUCUGAGAAGACAGAGGCUACGAGUAAACCGGUUGAGGGGACCUUCGGCUUCAGAGUCAACUUCCAGGAGAACCAAGAUGCCUUGAAAUCCCUUGCUUCCCUCCUGGACCUUCCGGAGUUCCUGGUCUUCUUGCAGCGCGCUCUCUCUGUGCCUGAAGAUGUAGCGGGGGACUUAGGGGAUGUGGCGGAAAUGGUGUUCCGUGCUCAGGCUUGCGGACAGACACCUGGAAGGCUCUUCGUCCCAUCAUGCACUGCUGCAGGCGGCUAUGAGGACAUCCAGUGCCAUGCUGGAGAAUGCUGGUGCGUGGAUUCCCGGGGCAAAGAACUCGAGGGCUCCAGAGUCCGCGGUGGACGCCCAAGGUGCCCCACCAAGUGUGAGCAGCAAAGAGCUCAGAGGCAACGCCUCGCCGGCGGUCAGCCCGCUGGCUCCAGCUUCUUCGUCCCGUCAUGCACCCGUGAAGGCUAUUUCCUGCCUGUCCAGUGCUUCAACUCAGAAUGCUACUGCGUGGAUGCAGAAGGUCAGGCUAUCCCUGGAACCCAAAGUACAAUCGGCGAACCCAAGCAGUGUCCCAGCGUCUGCCAGUUACAAGCUGAGCAAGCUUUCCUGGAGGCAGUGCAGGCCCUGCUGUCCAACUUCAGCUCGCCGCCCUCCCCCUCCAGUGUCUACAUCCCUCAGUGCAGCACCAGUGGGCAGUGGAGGCGCGUGCAGUGCGACGGACCCCCGGAGCAGGUCUUCGAGUGGUAUGAACGGCGGGACGCUCAGAACAGCGAUGGCCAGGAGCUGACCCCGACAGUGAGCCAUAGAGAAGCAGCUUCUGGAAACUUCAGUCUCUUUCUUCAGCGUCUCUAUGAGGCUGGCCUACAAAGCGUCUUCCCCGUGCUGGCGCAGUACCCUUCCCUUCAGGAUGUCCCACAGGCAGUGCUGGAGGGAGCCCCGGCUCAGCCUGGGGAGAACGUUCUCCUCCACCCGUACAUCUUCUGGCAGAUCCUCAGUGGCCAGCUCAGACGCUACCCGGGGCCCUACACAGACUUUAGCACGCCUUUGGCACACCUCCACCUCAGGAGCUGCUGGUGUGUGGAUGAGACCGGCCGGGAGCUGGAUGGGACUCGGAACAAGCCAGGCGAGAUCCCAACAUGUCCUGGCCCCUGUGAGGGAGUGAAACUCCGUGCCCUGAAGUUCAUCAAGGAAACGGAAGAGAUCGUCUCGGCCUCCAAUGGUUCUUCGUUUCCUCUGGGAGAGAGUUUUCUAGUGGCCAAGGGAAUCCAGCUGAGCAGUGAGGACCUUGGCCUUCCUCCUCUCUACCCAUCCCGGGAGGCUCUCAAUGAGAAGUUUCUACGUGGGGGUGAACAUGCCAUUCGUUUGGCUGCCCAGUCCACGUUGGAAUUCUAUCAGAGACUCCGUGCUUCCCAGGGAACGUCCGAUGGAGCUGCGGGUCUGCUGUGGCCAGAACCCUAUGUGCCACAGUGUGAUGUUCUUGGCGGCUGGGAGCCCAUGCAGUGCCACGGCGGGACUGGACAGUGCUGGUGUGUGGAUGGGCGGGGAGAAUUCAUCUCAGCCUCACUGACUACAAGCUCUACCCAGAUGCCCCAGUGCCCCACAAGCUGCGAGCUCUCCCGAGCCAACGGGCUGCUCUCUGCGUGGAAGCAGGCGGGACCCCAAAGCAACCCAGGUCCCGGAGAUCUGUUCACCCCCACCUGCCUACAGACAGGACAGUACGCCAGGCAGCAGUCAUCACAGACAGGAACUUGGUGUGUGGACCCAGCCUCAGGAGAACGGAUGCCACCAAGCACAAACAGCAGUGCUCAGUGCCCAGGCCUCUGUGAUGUUCUCAGGAGUGGAACCCUGACCCAGAAAGCCAGCCCUGGCUAUACCCCAAUCUGUGAGGCCCAGGGCGGAGGCUUCUCCCCAGUGCAGUGUGACUUGGCCCAGGGCAGCUGCUGGUGUGUCCUGAACAAUGGAGAGGAAGUGCCUGGGACCCGCGUGGUAGGCACCCAGCCUGCCUGUGACAGCCCACGGUGUCCACUGCCGUUCUCUGAGUCAGACGUGGCUCAUGGAGGGGUCUUCUGCGAGACGGCCGCUGGCCCGGGAGUGACCGCCGUUCAGCAGUGCCAGCUGCUCUGCCGAGAGGGCCGUCAGAGUGCAUUCCCACCAGGGCCACUGAUUUGUAGCCUGGAGAGCCGGCGCUGGGUGUCACCGCCCCCACCACCUGGAGCCUGCCAGCGGCCUCAGCUGUGGCAGACCAUGCGAACGCAAGCACACUUCCAGCUCCUGCUCCCACCAGGCAAGAUGUGCAGUGCCGACUACUCCGGCCUGCUGCAGGCCUUCCAGGUCUUCGUGCUGGAUGAGCUGACAAGCCGUGGCUUCUGCCAGAUCCGGGUGAAGGCAUUUGGGACUCCGGUUUCCAGCACUGUCUGUGACAACUCCUCGGUUCAGGUGGGAUGUCUGACGGCAGAGCGUUUAGGAGUUAAUGUCACGUGGAAAUUACAGAUCCAGGACAUCUCAGUGACCUCACUUCCAGAUUUGCCGAGCAUCGAAAGGGCUUUAGUGGGCCAGGAUCUCCUUGGGCGCUUUGCAGAUCUGAUCCAAAGUGGCAAGUUUCAGCUUCAUUUGGACUCCAAGACAUUCCCAGCAGACACAUCCUUGUACUUCCUCCAUGGGGACAGCUUUGUCACCUCUCCCAGGACUCAGCUUGGGUGCUUGGAAGGAUUCUACAGAGUAUCAGUGACCAGUCAGGACCCUCUGGGCUGUGUGAAAUGCCCCGAAGGAAGCUUCUAUCAGGAUGGGCUAUGUACUCCCUGUCCCGUUGGCACCUACCAGGAACAGGCAGGCAGCUCGGCCUGCAUCCCAUGCCCAAGAAGCAGAACGACCAUCUCUGCUGGCGCCUUCAGCAAGACUCAUUGUGUCACCGACUGUCAGAGGAAUGAGGCCGGCCUACAGUGUGACCAGGAUGGCCAAUACCAACCCAGCCAGAGGGACAGGGACAGUGGGGCAGCCUUCUGUGUGGACAGUGAGGGACAGAGGCUACAGUGGUCGCAGACAGAGGCUGGACUCUCAGACUCCCAGUGCCUGACAAUACAGAAGUUUGAGAAAGUUCCAGAAGUGAAGGUGAUCCUUGACUCCAGUUCUGCUGUGAUAGUCAAGUCCAAAGUUCCUGGUACUGGCUCUCCACUGGUGCAGUGCUUGGCAGAUUGUGCAGACGAUGAGGCCUGCAGCUUCCUCACGGUGUCCACAGUGGGCCCCCAGGUUUCCUGCGACUUCUAUUCUUGGACAAGAGACAACUUUGCCUGCGUGGCUCUUGACCAGGACCAAGAUGCUGCGGGCAGCUCGAAGGCAACUAGCUUCAGAAGCCUUAAGUGCCAGGUGAAAGUGAGGGCCAGCGGUGCAGAUUCUCUGGCCGUGUAUGCGAAGAAAGGCCACACAUCCACUGCCACUUCUCAGAAGAGCUUCGAACCAACAGGCUUUCAAAACGUGCUCUCCGGGCUGUACAGCCCUGUCGUGUUCACAGCCUCGGGAACUACCCUGACAGAUGCACACCUCUUCUGCCUGCUUGCCUGUGACCGUGACUCCUGCUGUGACGGCUUCAUCCUCGCACAGGUCCAAGCAGGGCCCACCAUCUGUGGACUUCUCAGUUCUCCCGACGUUCUGGUUUGCCACGUCAGUGACUGGAGGGAUGACUCUGAUACUCAGGCCAAUGCUACAUGUGCUGGGGUAACAUAUGACCAGGGGACCCGCCAGAUGGCCUUGAUGCUGGGAGGCCAACAGUUCCUGCAGGGUCUGACACUCUCAGAGGGCACCCAAGAAGCUGCCGCCAGCUUCCAGCAGGUUUACCUCUGGAAAGAUUCUGACGUGGGCUCUCGGCCUGAGUCUAUGGGAUGUGAACGGGACAUGGUACCGAAGUUAGACUCCCCAGCAGAAGCAGAUGCGGCAACAGAACUUUUCCUCACUCUGGACACUACCCAGGUCAUUGUCAACGCAAGCCACUCACUGCCCAGCAAGCAGUACUGGCUCUUCACACAUCUGUUUUCAGCAGAGCAGGCGAGCCUGUGGUGCCUUACUCGGUGUGCCCAGGAGCCCACUUUCUGUCGACUCGCAGACAUAACAGAGACUGCACCUUUGUAUUUCACCUGCUCCCUCUACCCAGAAGCCCAGGUCUGCGACAAUGUCCUGGAAUCUAAUGCCAGGAACUGUAGCCAGGUUCUGCCCCGCCAACCAAUGGCCCUCUUCCGGAAGAAAGUUGUGCUGAAUGAACGAGUGAAGAACUUUUAUACUCGCCUGCCAUUCCAAAAGCUCAUGGGGAUUUCCAUCAGAGACAAAAUUCCUAUGUCUGGGAAGCCCAUUUCCAAUGGGUUCUUUGAAUGCGAGAGGCUCUGUGACAGGGACCCGUGCUGCACUGGCUUUGGUUUUCUAAAUGUCUCCCAGCUACAAGGAGGAGAGGUGGCCUGCCUGACUCUGAACAGCAUGGGGAUUCACACAUGCACUGAGGAGAACCGAGCUGCCUGGCGCAUUCUGGACUGUGGCUCUGAGGACACCGAAGUCUACACCUAUCCCUUUGGGUGGUACCAGAAGCCUGCUUUGCAGAGUGGUAUCCCCAGCUUCUGCCCUUCUGCUGCCCUGCCAUCCCUCACCGAGGAAAAGGUUGCUCUGAACGCCUGGCAGGCUCUGCCCCUCUCCUCAGUGACUGUAGACCCAUCCAUCAAGCACUUUGAUGUUGCCCAUAUCAGCUCUGCAGCCACCAGUAACUUCUCUGUGGCCCGGGACUUCUGCUUGCAGGAAUGCUCCCGCCACCAGGCCUGCCUUGUCACCACCCUGCAGAUCCAGCCUGGGGGUGUGAGGUGUGUGUUCUAUCCUGAUACACAGAGCUGCACGCACAGCCUACAGAGCCAGACCUGCAGGCUUCUGCUCCGUGAAGAGGCUGCGCACAUCUACCGGAAGUCUGGAAUCCCUCUGCUCCUCUCUGAUGCAGCAUCCGCUCCUUCCGUACGCAUUGACCCCUUCGGCCAGCUUCAGGGUGGGUCCCAGGUCGUCCAGGUGGGCACUUCUUGGAAGCAGGUCUACCAGUUCCUUGGCGUUCCCUAUGCUGCCCCACCCUUGGGAGACAAUCGCUUUGGACCACCAGCGCCCUUGAAUUGGACGGGCUCCUGGGACGCCACCAAACCAAGGGCCAGUUGCUGGCAGCCAGGUGCCCGUACCCCAGCGCCUCCUCAAAUCAGUGAAGACUGCUUGUAUCUUAAUGUGUUUGUUCCCGAGAACCUGGUCUCCAAUGCAUCCGUUCUGGUGUUCUUCCACAACACCAUGGAGAUGGACGGCAGCGGAGGACAGCUGACCAUCGAUGGCUCCAUCCUGGCUGCAGUUGGCAGCUUCAUUGUAGUCACUGCCGAUCACAGAGUGGGGGUCUUCGGCUUCCUGAGUUCAGGCUCUGACGACGUAGCUGGAAACUGGGGGCUGCUGGACCAGGUGGCAGCUCUGACCUGGGUGCAGGCCCAUAUCGGAGCAUUUGGUGGGGACCCUCGGCGUGUGACAUUGGCAUCAGACCGCGGUGGGGCCGACGUGGCCAGCAUCCACCUCAUCACCAGGGCUGCCAGGCUCCAGCUCUUCAGGAGGGCUCUGCUCAUGGGAGGCUCCGCACUGUCCCCAGCUGCUGUCAUCAGCCCAGACAGGGCCCAACAGCAAGCUGCGGCCUUGGCAAAGGAGGUUGGAUGCCCUACCUCAUCCAUCCAGGAAGUAGUGUCCUGCCUCCGCCAGAAGCCCGCCAACAUCCUCAACGAUGCUCAGACCAAGCUCUUGGCUGUCAGUGGCCCAUUCCACUACUGGGGCCCUGUAGUUGACGGCCAGUACCUGCGCGAGGUUCCAGCCCAAGCGUUGAAGAGGUCCCUGCCAGCAAAGGUGGAUCUGCUCAUAGGGGGUUCUCAGGACGAUGGGGUCAUCAACAGGGCCAAGGCUGUGAAGCAAUUUGAGGAGAGCCAAGGCCGAACCAACAGCAAGACAGCCUUUUACCAGGCACUGCAGAAUUCACUAGGCGGCGAGGACUCAGAUGUCCGCGUCCUCACGGCCGCUGUAUGGUAUUACUCCCUGGAACACUCCACAGACGACUACGCCUCCUUCUCCCGGGCACUGGAGAAUGCCACCCGGGACUACUUCAUCAUCUGUCCCAUGAUCAACAUGGCCAGCCUCUGGGCAAGCAGAAGCCGUGGAAACGUCUUCAUGUACCACGUGCCGGAAAGCUAUGGGCAUGGCAGCCUGGAGUUGCUGGCAGACGUGCAGUACGCCUUUGGGCUGCCCUUCUAUCCUGCCUACCGGGGCCAAUUCUCCACGGCGGAGCAGAGCCUGUCCCUGAAAGUCAUGCAGUACUUCUCCAACUUCAUCAGAUCGGGAAAUCCCAACUACCCGCACGAGUUCUCGAGGAAGGCAUCCGAGUUCACAGCACCCUGGCCUGACUUCGUCCCUGGAGCUGCAGGAGAGAGCUACAAGGAGUUCAGUGCCCAGCUUCCCAAUCGCCAGGGCCUGAAACGGGCUGACUGCUCCUUCUGGUCCAAGUACAUCCAGGCUCUGAAGGACACAGGUACAGGAGCCAAGGAUGCACAGUUAACCAGCAGCGAAGAGGAAGGCGUGGCAGGGGAGAUUGGGCUGGAUGAAGGCGUCUCUGGCUCCCUGGAGACUGGCCCUAAGACCUACAGCAAGUGACCAGCCCUGAGACCUCCAUCCACCCUGCCAGCGCCAUCUCAAACUGCCUGACAUGGUGAUUCUGCUGUGUACAACCCUUUGCUUUCAAUAAAAUGUCUGCAUACAACAAAA